Molecule: messenger RNA, 4752 nt
Organism: Prorocentrum cordatum
Lineage: Eukaryota; Dinophyceae; Prorocentrales; Prorocentraceae
Source: the annotation of a GenBank genome assembly
AUGGCCAGGGGCUCGGUCGAUUCGUCGGUGCCUGGGGAAGCCAUCGGCGAGGCGACUGCCAGGCUGACUCGGCUGCAUGGGCGCCGGGCACGUCUGGCGGAGGUCGAGGAGCGGCGUGCUUCGACUCUCGUCUCGCUCGACGCCGAGUUUGCGGACCCUUAUGUCGAUUUGGAAGGGGCCGAGGAUGAAGGCGUCUCCAGGAAGCAUCCCCUCAGGUGCCGCCGCAGUUUCGCGUUGGGGUGGGAGCUCAACAACCAGCGGAGUUUCUAUGCAGGCCAGGCGUUUGCUCCAGCCAGCGACGCGGUUUGGAGACGAAGUUUCAGGGGGGCGGGGAUUGCCCAGGGUCAGGCCCCGGCGACGCUCUUGUGGGAUUUAUCAAAGUUCAACGAAGCGAUUUGCAUAGUCCGCUUAGAGCAGCACUGCGAGAUGUGUGGCUUCCCCGCCCCAAUUUUCAGGCUGGCCAUGCGAGCGUAUCGAUCGGCCCGCUUCGCGUGCCUAGCAGGCAUCGUCACGGGGCCAUUCUACGCCCUGAACGGCGUGAUCGCUGGUUGCAGUUUCGCCGCGUCGUUCCUGAAAGUCCAUAUUCUGGAGGAUUUCUCAAACUUACGUUUCUCGGAAGGCGUUCACCUCGAUCAGUAUAUCGAUGACAGCGGAGUUUCUGCGGUAGGUUCAGUAUCUCAGGCGACUCAGGUGAUCGACGGCCUGAAGAGUGCCAGCGCCCAGCUGUUCUCAGCGAUCGAGCACGACCGGCUGCAGCCGGCGAUGGGCAAGCGGCGCCUCGCUGGCGGCGCCUAUCACAGGGACGAGCUGGUGGGCCCCUCGUCAGGGCCGCCAGGCUUGAUCCACUGGCGCGUGCAGGCUCUGCGGCAGCGCUAUCGGACCAGCUCGUUCGUGCAGCGCUUCUUCCUGUGCUCUGAUGUCUGGUGCGAUAAGUAUCAGAGUGACCGGAAACAGCCGCUUCAAGUGGGGUACGGCUCGUUCCAGGGAGCGCCCGCGCUGAACAGUUCGGAGAAGAUAUUCCGGGGCAAGUACCACGAGACGAGCUUCCCGCCCAUGCGCUUGGAGCAGAGUUGCAAGUGCGCGUACGUGGAUUCGCCAGUGCAGGCUAAUCGCGAUAGAUUUGUUAAUUUCACCGGCGAGGAGCCCGGGGAGCGCUCGUACGAGGACGCCCGCUACUGCUCGGCCAUCUUCCGCCAGAGCCCGCUGGCGGUCGCCAGGGAGGGGCGGCGGUUGGUGCCGCUGGCCGCGCUGUUCAGCCGCAGGUGUGACGGGGGACCCCGACUCUGGGGCGACUUCUGGCAGCAGCACGGCAUCCGCGACGGUCCUGUUCUCAAAGAGAAUGCCGAGCUGUUUGGCCCAAAUCACGAGGAAAUCUUGUCAUUGGCGACCGUGUUUAAAUAUUUAUAUGAGCAUUGCAUCGAGAAGGAUAUUGAGGUUCGCACCGAGACCAGGUGCGGCGGCAUGGCGUCGGAGCCCGCCCCGCAGUGGCCCGGCGCGGCCUCCGCCUCGGCGGAGCCCCCCGGAGAUGGCCGCGCCCAGUGCGAGGUGGUCGACAUCUCGACCGGCGCCCUGACGGGCGAGCUCGGGCACGACCAGCGCGAGUAUUGGGCCCAGAGGUGCCUCGGCGAGGUCAUGAGCGGCGAGACCUCGUUGCACCAGCGGCUCGAGCAGCUGCGGGCGGGCCUGGACGCGCGCCUGCGCGAGGCCGCCGACGACGCCCAGGCGCGGGCCACCGACCUCCGCGCCGAGCUGCACGCCGAGGUGGCCGCGCUGGUCGGGCGGCUGGGCGCCCAGCUGGGCGCGCGGCUGCAGGACCCGUCUGCGGCCGCCGCGGCGCCGGCCGCGGCCGCCGAGGCCUCCGCCAGCUCCGCGGCGGUGCAGGUGCUGAGGGACGAGGUGGUCGGGGUGCGCGCCGACCAGGUCAGGCUGCUGCAAGAGGUAGCGGCGGUGGUGGAGGCCGCGGAGCAGCACUGGGACCCCGUGCGCAGGGAGACGGCGCGCCUGGGCGCCGAGCUGCAGGAGCUCGCGGCGCGGCACGGGGCCACGGCGCCGCACCUGCAGGUGCUCGCGGGGCGUCUGCAGGACGCGGAACGCCGCCUGGCGUUGCUGGAGGCCGGCAGCCCGCGCGGGCAGGAGGAGAGCGGCGCGCGGUGCAGCAGGCGGGCCGAGGGCGGCCUGGGCGGCCAGCUGGAGCAGCUCUGCGCCGCGCUGCCGGGCGCGCGGGACGCCAGCUCGGUCGAGGGCCUCGGCAUCGAGCUCGCCCGCUGCAUCGGCGGGCUCGACACGGAGCUGAGAGUAGACAUGGAGCGGCGCAUCGACGCGCUGUUCCGCCAGCUCCGGGCCGAGGUCGACGCCGACGUGGCCGCGCGGGCCACGUCCACGGACGCGGCCGUGAGGUCGGUCGAGGCGCGGCUGGAGGCGAAGCUGUCGCACGCGACCGAGGACCUCGGAGCGCGCGCAGCGCAGGCGGAGGCGCAGCUGAGCGCCCUGCAGAGCUCGCUGGCCGCCGGCGCCUCCAGCGGCCAGGAGGCCCCGCCCGCGCCGGAGUCACAGGCGGAGGUCCUGGAGAAGGCCCUGCGCCGGCUGGACGGCGUGUCCUCCCAGGUGAGCGCCAUCGGCGGGCGGGUGCAGGCCUUGGAGGAUUCCAGGGCGGACGCACGCCUGGCCGUGCUCGAGAGGGACCUGCGGGACACGUCCUCGACGAUGCGGUGCCUGCAGGAGCUCGCGGCCGCCUCCAGGGCGGCGCCCGCCCGCGCCGCGCCCGCCGCGGGCGAGGACAGCAAGCCCUGGCUGGCGGACGUGCGGCGGCUGCUGGCGGGGGCGCCGCCGACGCCGUCGCGGCCAGGGCGCUCGGCGUCCCCCGUUCGCGGCCCCGCCAGCUCGGGGCUCCCGCAGGAGCUCCAGCACUCGCUGAAGGGCCUCGUGACCGCGGUGCAUCACACGCUCAGCAUGGACCAGCCCGACGCGCUGGGGCACUCCGGGCGCUCCUGGCCCUCUGGCUCCGCUACGCACGUCGACAGCCUCCCCGGCCUGCGCGCCGCGCAGGCCGCCCAGCCCGAGCUGCCGCACACGAGACUCGUCUGCUCCCGGCCCGGGGCCGACGGCCUGCUCAGCGGCAGCGUUACACCCUCCGCGCCGAAGGCAGAGCCUGUGGGCUGGCGCGGGGAGCGAGGGCCUGCCGCCUGGUGCUCCGCGCGCGCCGCGCACGGCGCGCCGUCGGCGGGCAGCAGCGCGACCACCACGGCCUGCGGCGACGGAAACAGCGGGGCGCAGUCCAUCCACAGCUUCGCCGCGCCACCCACGGUCUUUGCCAGAGAGCCGGCCACCACGCCGGCGCCAGGCGUGCUGGCGGCGGGCCCCCGCACGGCGUCGCCAGUGCGCAUGGCACCGCCGCCAGCGAGCGCGGGCACGCACAUGGCAGCGGAGCUGGAGUCGCCCAUGAGCCGCAGGCGAGCCAUCCCUGUGGAGUGCGAGCAGUCUGGGAUGCCGAGCGCCCCAGACCGCGCAGCGGUCGAGCGCGCGCGGCAGCUGUCCUCGCCGCAGCCGUCGGCGAGGUCCACCGCGCCGGCGACCCCCCUCGGCGCCGCUCCGCAGGGCGCGGGCGCGCAGCAGGAGAUCCGCCGGCUGCGCGCGGAGACCGUGGGCCUCCGCGAGGGGGCGGCGGGGGCGCGCGUCAGCGUGCUGCGGGACAUGGAGGCGCGGGCGCACCAGGCGCUGCUGCAGCUGCAGUGCGCAGGCCCAGGGGGCACAGAGAUUGUGCCGGUGUCGAGCUUCGGCGCCGCCCUGGUGAGCGGGGCGGCGUGGGCGGGCGGCAGCGCCAGGAGGCAGCCGCAGGAGGUGCCCGUGGUGGUCACGAACGGCGCGUCGCUCGCUGGGGGCGCCCAGGCCGCCCAGCUGGCGGAGCCCGCCGCCAGCGCCAGGCACUCCUCGCCCAUGGCCGCACGCGUGCGGGUGGCGAGCGAGACGCGCGGGCUGCGGGUCGCAUCGACCCCCGUGGCCGGCGGGCAGGCGCGGGCCCGCGAGCCCACGGGCUCGGCCCCGCCGGCGCGCCCCCGCGGCGCCUGCUGCGGCUCGGGCGCCCUUCUCGGCCCGGGGCUGCACGAGCUGCCACGGCCAAGGGCCCCCCACACGCACCUCGGGUCGGACGAGCGGGUCAGCACGAACGAGAUGGGUCGGGCGUGGUUCUCCCACUACGCCGGAGUGGUCGUGCGCGCGCAGCUCGGGCUGCUCCUGAGGUACGGGCUGUCGCUGGAGGCGCACGGUCAGAACACGUGCCUGGAGUUCCAGGAGGACGGCUCACUCGGCCGCCUGAUCUGCCAGGAGCUCGGGGGCGGCGCCUUCUGGGACCCGGAGAGGUUGGCGGCUCUGCCAGCAGUCGACUUCCGGAGGGAGGUCUACGCACGCGACGACAUCCUGGAGCCGUUCGACAAGUGCGUUGCGGUGGUGCGGCACACGAUGUUGCGGCUACACCUGCUCCCGCUCGCGGGGGAGGCGGCCGCCUUCUUCGAGCUGGCGGAGGCCGACCUGAGGCGCGCCGUGGAGAGCACCGUGCGCGGCGCGCCCGGGAGCGCCUGGGCGGCGCAGUGGGCAGAGGACACCCUGCCCGCGGACGCCUACUCGCGCUACGCCGCCGCGGCGGUGGAUGGGCUGUUGCGGCCCAGCGGGGCGCUGAAGGCGCUGCUGCGCAUGCGGCUGAUGCAGACGAAGGGCGAGAUCUACGUGGAGGAGUCCUGCGGCGGGCCCGCGGGCCGG